AUGAAGUUCGCAUCAGCACAAGAUUCAGUCUUGAUGAAGCCUCGUCAAAUCAUCAAAACCCCUAAAGUAUUCGACCGGUUUUACAACUCGUCCUCAUCGGAGGAUGAAGAUGAUGGAGUCAGCGGAUCAUCGCAGAAUGAUUCUGUUCAGAAACGGCUGGAUUACAUGAUCCAAUUUCUUGAUCGGAAGCUUUCUACUUCGACAUCACCGGAUACUGGUAAAAACAAGCCGUUGCCAGAGUUUAUUGGGACCAAUGGAGGGAGUGGGGUGUUUAAGCCGCCGUUCAGAGCCCCUGUGCACCAUGGCAGUCCGCCAAAGUGUGGAAUCCGGGUUUGGGAUUUGAAGAAUGAUACAUACGGUUGUGGGGCUCAGAAAGGGGAGGAGGGGACUGUGAGGUAUUGGGAGUCUGUACAGUGCCCAGCGACACUGUGUGUGGUUGGGGAUACUGGCAAUGGAGUUGUGUGGAGUGGGCAUAAAGAUGGGAGGAUUAGGUGUUGGAAGAUGAUGGAUUUUAAUGGAAAUGGGAAUGAUACUGUUAACAGGAGUGGGUUCAAAGAGGCACUUUCAUGGCAGGCGCAUCGUGGGCCGGUUCUCUCCAUGGCUGUGACUUCUUAUGGUAUCUCACUAUCUUGA
Molecule: messenger RNA, 633 nt
Organism: Fraxinus pennsylvanica
Lineage: Eukaryota; Viridiplantae; Streptophyta; Magnoliopsida; Lamiales; Oleaceae
Source: the annotation of a GenBank genome assembly